Molecule: messenger RNA, 2280 nt
Organism: Perognathus longimembris pacificus (Pacific pocket mouse)
Lineage: Eukaryota; Metazoa; Chordata; Mammalia; Rodentia; Heteromyidae
Product: proprotein convertase subtilisin/kexin type 9-like
Exons: 14
Coding region: 1-2280 (759 amino acids)
Biological process (GO): chloride transport; proteolysis
Molecular function (GO): serine-type endopeptidase activity
Source: RefSeq, a predicted model, not a curated record
AUGGACACCGAAGGCUCUGGGAGGCUGUGGUGGCUGCUGCUGCUGCUGUUUCUGCUGAGCCCUGCGAGGUCCGUAGCUCAAGAGCAGUUCAGUGGGUCCGGAGACCAAGAGGAGCUGGACCCAGACAUUGAGGGGACGGACCUCUCCUUGCCAUUGGUGAUCCAGCACCGGCCCACAGGCAUCCUAUACCGGAGCUUCCAGUGUAAAGCGAAGAUCCCCGAGAGUCUUUGGCUCAUUUGGCCACCGGAUUGGCGCAGUCCGGGGACCUUAGGCACGGGGGCAGGGAGCUCCUGGAAGGUGCCCAAUACAUACCUGGUGGUGUUCAUGGCAUCUCAGAGACAGGAGAUGGAGAGUAUUGUCCAUAGCCUGCAGACCUUGGCAAUCAGACGGGGCUUCAUGUUUGAAGUGCUGCAUGUCUUCAAAGACAGCUUUCCUGGAAUCCUGAUGAAGUCUGACAACGUGGGGAUGCUGGACAUGAUCCUGAGGCUGAGGGAGGUGAAGUUCAUCGAGGAGGAUUCCUUCGCCUUUGCACAGAGCCACCUGUGGAGCCCACAUCACAUUUCUUCUCUGUGGAACCACUUUGUGAGCGUCAUGUGGAAUACACGGCGGGUUUCUUCUGAGUUGGACCAAUUGAAGAGCUUCAACCACAGCAACAAGGACAACCCUGUGGAGGUGUAUCUCAUGGACACUGGGAUCCGCCCUAGUCAUCAGGAAAUCAAGGACAGGGUCACCAUCCCUAAUUUCGAGAGAGUACCUAAGGAGUGUCUGAGCACCAGUAUACCCAGGACAGAGGACAAUUGUGAAAGCCACGGCACUCACCUGGCAGCACUGGUCAGUGGCCAGAGUGUUGGCGUGGCCAAGAACAUCAACAUACACAGCCUGCAUGUGCUCAACUGCCAAGGGAAGGGCACGGUCAGCAAGAUCCUCAUGGGCUUGGAGUUUAUUUGGAAAAAGCUGGUCUCCAAGCCCUCCAAGCGGAUGGUAGUGCUGCUGCCCCUGGUGAGUGGCUACAGUAGGAGCAUCAAUAGAGCCUGCAAGCGCCUGGCAAGGGCUGGGGCAGUGCUGGUGGCCGCAGCGGGCAAUUUUCAGAGCAAUGCCUGUGCCUACUCCCCAGCGUCAUCUCCUGAGGUCAUCACUGUUGGAGCUGUCAAUUUCCAGAACCAGCCUUUCACCCAGGGAUGGCAGGGGACCAACUAUGGCUCCUGUGUGGACAUCUUUGCUCCUGGGAAAAGCAUUGUCAGUGCUGCCAAUGACUGUGACAUUUGUUAUGCAAUGAAGAGCGGAACCGCACAGGCGGCUGCCCAUGUGGCUGGCAUCGCAGCCUUGAUGCUCACUGCCCAGCCAAAUCUCACUGUGGCUGAGGUGAGACAGAGGCUGAUCCACUACUCUGUCAGCAACGCUAUCAAUGACACCUGGUUCCCUGAGGAAGAGCGAGUCAUGACCCCCAACCUGGUGGCCGCACUGCCCAACACCACCCAGGAAACAGGUGGACAGCUGUUCUGCAGGACUGUGUGGUCAGCACCCUGGAGCCUCAGGCUGACAGACAAUGCUAAGGUUCACUGUGACCCAGAGGAGGAGCUGCUGGGCUGCUCCAGUUUCUCCCAGAGUGGGACGCGGCAGGGCGAGCGUAUGGAGAUCCUAGGGAAUAGACAAGUUUGCCUGGCAUUUGGAGAUAGCCAGGUUUCUGCAGUGGCCAGAUGCUGCCUACUCCCCCAAGCCAACUGUAGCAUCCACACAGCUCCUCCAGUCUCCAUGGGGCUGAAGACAUACACUGACUGCCUGCAUCCUGACCAAGUCCUCACAGGCUGCAGCUCGCACUGGGAGGUAGAGAAUCUUGGUGACUACCCGCAUACUUCAAAGCAGAAAAGUCAUCAGCCCAGACAGUGCGUGGGACACAAGGAGGCCAGUGUCCAUGCUUCCUGCUGCCAUGCUCCAAGCUUGCAGUGCAAAACAAAGCAGUACAGGCCAUCGAGUCCCUUGGAGAAGGUCACCGUGACCUGUGAAGCGGGCUGGACUCUGACCAGCUGCAGUGCCCAUCCUGAGACCUCUGUCACCCUGGGAGCUUUCCCUGUGGACAACACGUGUGUGGUGAGACACCGGGGUCCUCACAAAAGAGGAUGGACCAUCCCCGGGGCCUCUCCCUCAUCCCUUGCACCCAUGGCUUCCUUCCAAGAUAACCUGGAGAUAAACUCCAGUGACAGCAGCAGCCAUAACUCAUCUCCAGCUGACAGGGAGGAGCACCGCUUUUGGCUACAGGAGUCCCAGGCCCAUAUGGGCUGA